GUCGCCCCUUCACUGUUCUCCGGUCGCCGCGCACUCUUCUCCCCCUUCACUCCUCUCUCUCUCCAGAAAGGUUUCCCACGCCUCCGCACAGCAGGCUUGUUUUCUGAAUAAAUGCCGAAACCGUCGACUUAAAAUCGGGAGGAUUUCUAUAACCAAACUGCAUUCAAGAUGUGGGAAUUAAAUCAAAACAGGGAUCUACUUUUUCUGGAGUAAAGCGACACACGUAAACUUUUUCACUCGGAGCGAAGUGCACCGCGGUCGGGUUGAUAAUGUCAGCCGUCCUGGGAGGAUUUUAACUAUUAUUUAUUUUUAAAAAAAAACAUUUUAGAGCCUUCUCUGUCAGGCCCUUCUGUUUAUGGACUAUUUUUUAUAUUUUGUAACCAUUUUGGAAGCUUUCCCGUCAAUCCCCCUUUUGUUUAUGGACUCUUUUCUCGGUUGGAAAACAGCGACUUCCACACCUCAGGAAUUUAACAACGGAAACACCGAGGCGUCAGUGAACGCCGCUUGUAGCACGGCUUAGCAUGUUAGCAUACGAGCUUAGCAUGUUAGCUUGUUUUCAAAGCUAGUUUUGUUGUGAGGAUUCCCAUACCUCAGGAAUUUAACAGCGGCAAAUCCGAGUCGUCUGUGAACGCCGCAUGUAGCAUUGAUUAGCAUCAUAGCUUAGCAUGGUUUUUUUAGUCCCAAAAACACUAAAUUCAACUGCUUGAAAUAGGUGUAGCAUGACCCAGAUGUUCUGUUAAAGUUCCUCGGGUGUUGUAGGUUGUUAUUUCUUUUAUAACUUAGGUAUUAAGUCCGUGUUAGUGGACAGUUAGAUGUUAGCAUGUUAGCAGCUAAUGUUAGCAUGUUAGCUUCAGACGGAGAUCUGGGAGCCAACGAUGAGCUGAUUGCGUUCAAAGACGAGGGAGAACAGGAGGAAAAGAGAAACGUUUCCUCGGAGAGAGACCUGGACGAUGUGAAGAGUUCUCUGGUCAACGAGUCCGAGUCCAGCUCCGACUCUGAGGCUGACAGACGCCCCAGAACCAAUCCUGACCUGCAGAGCCGAGCCAGACACAGUCACCUGUUUGAAGAAG
This is a messenger RNA of Gymnodraco acuticeps, 1070 nucleotides long. RefSeq names its product transcription factor 7-like 1-A. Gene Ontology annotation, molecular function: DNA-binding transcription factor activity, RNA polymerase II-specific; RNA polymerase II cis-regulatory region sequence-specific DNA binding. Gene Ontology annotation, cellular component: catenin-TCF7L2 complex; beta-catenin-TCF complex. Gene Ontology annotation, biological process: canonical Wnt signaling pathway; regulation of transcription by RNA polymerase II. NCBI's taxonomy places the organism in Eukaryota, Metazoa, Chordata, Actinopteri, Perciformes, Bathydraconidae. The record is from RefSeq and is a predicted model, not a curated record.